GAACUCCACAAGCGCGUCAGCGCACAGCAUGGCUGUGAAUGUUACACCAGGUUUGGAGAUCCCAGAGCCAUCAGACUACAGCAGCUGUGAAGAUGAGGAUGAUGCUGUGACUUAUUUCACAGAUCUGCAUCAGCCUGAUAAAAAUCGGCCUGAGCCUGCAAGAAUGAUCGAUAAGCUGUUAAAUAACCUUGUUGACAGUGCAUGGGAAGUUAUAUCAGAGCAGGAGAGGAUCGACAAGGAUGCACAAGCAGCAAGACAAAUUCCUGUGCUGAAUGCUACUAAAGAAAUGAAGCUUCCAGCCAGAACUAAUUGUAUUGUGUGCUCUGAGGAUGGACUUUACCUGUUUCUGGGUCAUGCUCAUGGUCUGUCAGUCAUCAGUUCAUCCACUCUCACAUGUGUAAGAACGUGGAAGAAUGAAAGAGUGGAGCUUACCAGCAUCUCUUGUGCUUCUCUGGGAAACCUCACACACCUCUUAUGCACAGUGGAUGACAUGGGUAUUGCGCGGCUUUUUGUGCAUCACACGGAGAAUAUUUAUUUAAUAAAAAUCAUCAAUGAAACUGAAGAUAUAAACCAAAGAAACAUCUGUGCAAAAUUUGAAAUGUCUAUAAGAGGGGACUUUGGAGCUGCAGUCAUGAUGUCCAGUGGUUCUGUUUGGUUGGAUGUCUAUCGCUUCCCACAGGAUGUGUGGCUCAAAGAGCUGGAAGCAAAACAGGCUACGCAAUCUUCUUUGGCCACAGAAGCCAAAUGGUCUCCAAUAGUCUUACUCAUGAAAAUCAAACCACCAGAAAUCCCUGCAGGAACCUCUCUAAAAAGUCCAUCUGAGGUCCUGCAGAAGACAGAGGAAGGCACUAUAAUAGGCUCAGGCCAAAAUCACCUCAUUAGUAGUCAACAGUGGGAAAACCAGGAUGCGGCAUUUAGGAAAAUGUUCAUGAAGUAUCUCAGCUCCAGCUCUAUGAGACCACCACAGCAGAAAGCAGAAGGUCCCAGCAACUGCGCUUGUCACUUCUUACUGCGUGAGGGGUUUUAUUCAAUGCCUGGGGAAAAGAAGGCAGCUAGAGAUAUUCCCAUUUCCAUGUGCCUGUGGUGGAGUGGCAGUCAUAAUCUCUUACAGUAUCAUCUGUUGAAGAAAGAGAAAGACAGUGAACCCAGACCGGAUGUUUUGUGGCCCAAUUCUCAGGAAAUCCUUUGCUCUGCCGUCAGUGCCUGCACACGGUUCAUUGUUCUAGGGCUUGAUGGUCAGCUGGUUACUAUAUGGGACAGACGAUUUGGGUGUCCAUAUGCCAAUAUUGUGAUCCCAGGAGACAGCCCCAUUUGCAGGAUGAAGCUCCUUUUGCAGAGUCAACUACCGGUCACUCAGGGUCCAGUUUUAACCACACUCCAGUUAGUGCUCACCUGCAGAAGUGGAGAGUGCUACAGUGUGAUAGCGAGCAAAGGAGGAGACACAUGCACUGUUCCACUUAUGGAGAGACCCGCAGACCCAAGCAGUUCUGUCUCUGUUGCUGUACCUGUGCUCUUCCUGAAGUGUCUGGUUUUGUUGAUGCAGAGAAAUGGGCAAGUAUCUAUAAGGGAAAUGGAGGAUGGCACACCAAUGUUCGUCUUAAACCUGCCUCACACUCAUGUGCUGGGCUCACUCAGAGAACCUGUGUAUGUGCUCGAGCCAGUCCAACAAAAUCUGUAUAUUACAGGUAACAGAAAAACACCUUUAGUGAAGGUGACCGAAAGGGGAGAGGAUGAGAGCUCUCUCUUCAGCUUCAGCUUUUCAGAAUGUUCAUUGAUGGAUCUGCACCGUGUCACAAGGCCAGACGUAACUGGAAAAGAGACCAGAGCCACACUUUCAGGUUUGGAGGAGGCCUGCAACCUUUACUUUCAGGAAAGAGCUGACUCUUGGAAAGAGAGGAACAGAAAUAUGGCUUUCCAGUGGGAGCAGUUUCUGAAGCGUGCUAUUAAAUGAAACGUCACACAAUAAGAAGAGAACCAGACACCACAUGCUGAAAGACAAAGAGUGCAUUUUCUUAUGUAUUUAUGUGGAUCAAAUACAUCCAUGCAUUCAUUCAUUCAUCUUUGGUGAUGUUGAUGCCAUCAAAAUAAAUUUUAAACUUCGAAUUCAGUUAAUCUGACAAACUUCUGUAAUGAAAGUUCAUUUCAGGUUGGGGUUGUGAGGAGGGUAGGCUACAUGUCAGUUCUCACAAGAAGCUCUGCUACAUCAGGCAAAUGUGUUUAUAUCUGCACAUGCCUUAAUAUAUAUGUGUUUAUAUAUGCUUGAGUAAUCUGUGCAUUUGAUUACGUUUAUUCUGACUUGAUUCCA
Rhinichthys klamathensis goyatoka is the source of this 2305-nucleotide messenger RNA. RefSeq names its product WD repeat domain 93 (gene wdr93). The transcript is spliced from 16 exons. Bases 29 to 1951 code for a protein of 640 amino acids. Gene Ontology annotation, biological process: electron transport chain. The record is from RefSeq and is a predicted model, not a curated record. Lineage: Eukaryota; Metazoa; Chordata; Actinopteri; Cypriniformes; Leuciscidae.